AUGCACACACAAGAGACAUGGACUCGAAACUCGAUCACUCGCCUACUCUACGUAUUGCCCAGCACAUUGCAAGUCCCAGUAGAUCUAUUGACCAUUUUCCCUGCCCAGCUCAGCCUACGUCCAAGUCUACUGUACAAUGGCACCGUAGCAAGCCAGGGUGUCUCACCCACAAAGUCGAUUCGGCCCUGGAGCCGAGGACGACCAGCUAGUACUCUACUGUCUACUUGUCGACUUUUUCCACCUGGCUUCCCUGCUCGCAAGCCAAGGCGGCACGAUGAUGUCAGCCGUCGAUCUUGCCCUCGCCUUUUGCCUCUCUUUGCCUCCUUGGCCCAGCCCGUCAACCAGGCACGUGUGGUGGUGAGACGGGGCAGAAAGACAAGACAAGGGCCAAGGGCCAAGGGCCAAGGGGAGGAGAACCUCUCUUCUCUCUGGUUUGGCGAAGAGCCGACUGCUCAAGGGGGGUUGGCCGGAGAGGGCCGGUUUGGGUCUUUUAUCGUCGUCGUGGGCACAUCCUCCUCAGCCCGCAGUCCUCCAACUAGUGGCGUGGCAGUGCUGGCAAGGCCAACAGCCUUCAAGAAGAAUCACGACCAGAGUCAGGGUCACUGUCUAGAUGCUCUAGAUGCAGGCUCGCAUGGCCAGCGGGCUCGCGAUGCAAUCAAUACUCUUGGAGUAGAUGAUGGGAGGGAAGGACUCUACCAUACUUGUCUUACUGUGUAA
Molecule: messenger RNA, 717 nt
Organism: Plenodomus lingam JN3
Lineage: Eukaryota; Fungi; Ascomycota; Dothideomycetes; Pleosporales; Leptosphaeriaceae
Source: RefSeq, a predicted model, not a curated record